Molecule: messenger RNA, 1038 nt
Organism: Mytilinidion resinicola
Lineage: Eukaryota; Fungi; Ascomycota; Dothideomycetes; Mytilinidiales; Mytilinidiaceae
Exons: 2
Coding region: 1-1038 (345 amino acids)
Source: RefSeq, a predicted model, not a curated record
AUGCCUCUGCUGCGUCCCAUAUUGCAUCCCACGCCUCUCUUACCUCAUAUACGCCUCCCUUCGCCUCUUAAGCGCAAUGGAAUACCCCAAAGGCUCCUCAAUUCCGGCUCUGCCCCCACAAAUGUGAACGACCUGCGACCAAGCUUCGAAGCUCCUCCACCCCCUCCCCAAAAGAAACCCCGAUCACUAUUUAUAUAUAUAUGGGGUACAACGUUCGUUUUUUUCGGACUAGUAGCCGGUCACGUCGCCCGAUCGUUCGUUGCGCCACCGCCGUUCCCGGACCCAGAGUCGCGAGAAGACCGUUUCAGGCUUGAGGUGCUACGUCGAGACAUCGAUUCACUGGAUAUUGUAAAAGCUCUCAGAGCUGAGGGAUAUCAUCUACAUUCUGAUACGGCAUUGAACGAUUCGGGAGCAGGGAAAAGCGGAUGGAGGGAGCUGGAUUUUCUAGUUAUCUCAGACCCAUCGGGUACGAAGCUUGAGGACGCCUCCCAGACUAUCAGUAAUGAGCAAAUGCUGAAACCGGAACCCACAAGAACAUUGACCCAGAAAACGAUGGCAGGGUCGGGAGGUCUAGGUGUCCAACGAGCAUUCUGGAACCCGGUGACUAGGGAGCUUAUUGCUGUCGUCUUCUUCGGAGGCAGGCUGAGCGGUUGGCCAGGGCUUGCGCAUGGUGGUGCGAUUGCCACUGUGCUUCAAGAUGGGCUAUCCAGAGUAGUAGCAGGACCGGAUGCAAUAUUGGAUUCCGUUCCGUCUCCGUCCUCCCUUAGCUUGACAUACGCGCGUCCCACUCAGGCAAACAACUUCUACGUUCUCCGUGCCUUAUUAUCUUCACCAUCGGACGGGAAAACUCUCCCUCCACACUCAGACCCCGACGCCAGCAAGUCCUGGCUUCCUUGGUCUAAGGAUUUCACCAAGAGACAACCAGUAUCCUCCACAAUUGAGCCGGUCGUUGAGGCCAGCGGUACCAUUGAAAAUAUGGCUGGCCAAGUCUGCGUCAGGGCAAAGGCUUCUUUUCCCGCCUCGGCUGUUCGUGAAUGA